AUGCGACUAAACCUGAUAACCAUUUCAACGAGUAUCAGCCUCGGACUACUCCCACAAGUUUCCGCCAUCCUGGGUACCGCAUGCAUCAGUGUUAUGUCGAAGGCAGGCAUAAUCCAAGCUCAUUUGACGGAACAAAUCCAACGACAGGCUUGCGAUGCAGGGUGCGAGCCAAGAUUUGACAGCUGGGACAAACACGCAAAAGACAUUCUUCUGCCCUUAAUCGAGGAAGCAGCAAAGAAGUGCGAUGUGAAGGACGGCACAGAUGUUUUCUUUGAGGUGGUAGACCAGUUUCACCAAAAUACCAAAGCCACCUGCGAGGAUAAAAUUCGACCUGGCGGCCAUUUUUGUGACCAUCCUGAAAGCCUACAACCCUACCUGAACUGCGCGAAGGAAAAUUCGGUGCAGAAUUCGGCGAGAGGGUUGUUAAGACUGGUCCCCUACAUGUCGGAUGGAAUUUGCAGUUGCUUAGAGGAUUACAUGAUGGGCUCCCAAUUGUGGGAGCAAGAUUUCCCAAAGCUUUUCGUGAAGUACGUUGACCAAUGCCAUGAGGAUCUGUGA
Messenger RNA from Penicillium canescens, 558 nucleotides. RefSeq lists its product as uncharacterized. NCBI's taxonomy places the organism in Eukaryota, Fungi, Ascomycota, Eurotiomycetes, Eurotiales, Aspergillaceae. The transcript has a single exon. Bases 1 to 558 code for a protein of 185 amino acids. The record is from RefSeq and is a predicted model, not a curated record.